AUGAGUGGUAGAAAUCGGGCAGGUGCUUCAGCCAGCCAGGUGUGCUGUGCAUCGUCCUUUUCCGCUCAGCCGCCUCGUGUGCUAAUAGUCGACACCUCUCCACCUUGGUGGUCAGAGACACGUUCGGUCCUGUGUGAGGCCCUUGAGAACUUCCUCACUUUGGCAAGCAGUAUGGAGGGACCAUGUCGAGUACCUCUGCUCAGUCUCUAUGCAGUGAACCUGCAGCAGGAGUGUCUGCUGCCAUUUGUGCAGGUGAAGGGGAAUCUUGUGCGCUUACACUCAUGUGUGGAGGAGCUGCGUUCUCUGCCUACGGAGGGCUGCAUACAGCCACAUGUCGAGCUUCUUAAACAGUCAGUGCUGGACAGCCUGCAGCAAUACAAACAAUACAUCUGCCAUGCUAACCCGGGGAACAAUGUCUACAGCAGGUCUAUAGAUGUGACAGUAGUGAGCAGUGAACCGGGUCAGGCUGUACUCAGGCAGAUGGAACGGGGCCUGAAGGACUGUGAUCUGGUCAGCCUGCGACGACUGGUGGUUGUCCACAUUACCGUAGAACAGAACCUUUCAGACAGAGAGCCAACCUGGAGCCCAGAAUCCUGCACUGCAGAGGGCAUGGAACACCCAGACGAUGAUAUUAUGCUAGGAGCUGAGAUGGACUUGCAGAUAGUGGAGAACAGUGUCAUCGCUGUGGAGAACAUUCUGAAAGCAUGGCUUCAUGACCAAACAGGAGACAGAGAGCACCUUCAGCUCCUGUUACCUAAAUCAGUUCAAGAAAACAGUCCAAAACCCAUUCCUGCUCACAGACCUGAAGCUGUGUGUAUAAAGUGUGACAUGCAGGAAAUGCUUGUGAGCCCAGCUCUUCUCCCCUUCACCCCUGACCUUGGAGCGAAAACUGAGAAUAUCCGGGACUUCCCUCCAGCAAGCCAGAGCCAGUCCAAUCACAACUCAGGACCGCAGAGACUCCGAGUUAUCAAAGCUCUGCGUGCAGAAGGCGUGUGCCAGUCGGUUCUGUACGGCCUUCCACUAGUCAUCAGACCAACAACUUGCUGGCAGCUGGACUGGGAAGAGAUGGAGAGCAACCAUCAGACCUUCCACGCUCUCUGCCACACACUCCGAAUCCGUGACUGGUUUCUCUUAGUGCGGACAGAGACUGAGUUUCGUUCUGCAUCCAGUGUGUUUUCCUACUACGUGCUCCAGUCUUCAGCCUCCCUCGCUCUUUUACUAAAACCUGUCCUCACUCGAGAAUUAAUGCUGCCUUGUAAUCUGCCUAGCGUAAAUGAGGACCCACCACUCAGCACACUCAAUAUGGUGGAGAGGUGUCUGGAGCAACUGGAGACAGAUCCUGUGUUUAAUCCUCUGUGUCUGAGCUGUAAUCUCUACCCAUACCUGAGGAUGAGAGGCCUCCUCUCUCGCUCCUUCAGCUCUCGCUCUCAGAGCCAAACACGAGGCCAACGUAGAGACACAAACCGACCAGCAGAGGGCUCCACACCUCGGCAGUUGCAGCAAGGUCGUGUCAGAGCCAUGGUUGCUCCUCUGGCCUCUGCACCCCCAGCCAAGAUGUCUCGCCCCCCUCUGACCCUGAGCCACUCACGGUCCUCCCUCUGCUUUGUGGACGAUGACGUGGAUUACAAUCUUCUUAUGAUGACGUGAGAGUGCUACAAUAGUUCUGCACAGACCGUUCUUAUUUGGUUUUUGGUUAGUGUAUGUCACAACACUGGUCUAAAUUAGUAUAAACGGAUACACCACACCAUAGCACGGUGCACUGCAAAGCCAACCAGAAACUUCAGUUAUCUGCAUGUUUCCAUAUAUAAACAGACUAACUGACAAUAGUAUUUAAAGCAAAUUCUUUUUAAAGCAAUAGCUAGAUAAAUUUGAGUUAAUUCACUCAUCUCAAAGUCCUAUGGGAAAAAAUAUACAGAUGUGUUAAUAAGUUUCAGUAUCAAGUCAGUACUCCAAACAAGACAGCCUAUUAAUAAUUUAAAACAAUUCCUAAGCACCACAAUUUUUAACGUGUCAGUGAUUAAACAGGGCUUUUUCCACUCACUGGUCUCUAUUAGAGGACAACAUGGCAGCCUUACAGUGCAGCACACACCAGCUGUUUAUGCGUCUGCAGCUGUUAAACAUUAGAGCAGAUAAAAUGCCUCAUUCUUUGCUAAAACACUGGGGAAAAAAUGAUAGACAUUGUUAACGCCCCUACUUUGGCCCUAGAUGGUAAGAACAUGAACACACAAAAUUAAGCAGUUUUAAAGCGAGAUUAAAACUGCUUUAAAAUUAGUAUUGCUAAAUUGGUUGGUCUGGCUCUCUCUCUCAUACACACACACACACACACACACACACACACACACACAUACACACACAUAUAUAUACUGCAACUGCUGGGACAUUCACACAUAGUCUGUGAUGAAAUACAACACACAAGAAUCUGUUCUGAAAAGUUAGUUUGGGGGGUGCGGCAUUUUUUGCGUAUUGCUAUGUAGCAUUAUAGUUCUGAGGGUGCAGAGGGGAAUAAAAGAGUUUCAGGAACUUGUAGUGAUGUCAAGGCCAUGGUGUUACUCAAUGCCUCUGCCUUACUGAGCGCCGUCAGUACUGCUUCAUUAACAUUUCCGCUAUUCCACCCACCCAAUGCCGCCUACACCAAUGUCACUAUGACUUCAUUUUGGGGUUAAACAUUAUGCAAAACCCAACACAAAUGAGAAGCUUUUUGUAAAAAAAGGUUCUUAUUUUCCUGUUCCAUAUAUUAUUUAAAAAAAAAGGGGGUGGGGGGGUGGUGGUGGUUAACAUUUACAAAGACGGAUUUUCUGAUUGUAUUAUUUGAAGUUUUUGCGCAGAGUGCUUCUACAUUUGAGGCUCCCUAAUGGUGUAGACAUGUGUUCUCUCCUGGGCCAGAUUGCAUGUGGAUUUGUAAUGUCUAUGAAGUGUUAUUAGACUCCAAGUCAAAGUCCACAGCAACCUUUUUCAGCAUAGGAGUAAUCCUACAAAUGUUACCAAAAGCGAACAGAGAUUAAGACAAUAUGUCUGGGCAUUUGUCCACAUAAACAACGUGUUUUAUUUUAAGAUUCUGUUGCGUUACUAGAGCUUUACUUUUAGAGCUGUUACUAAAGAGCUUUCUUUCUCAUGCCUCUACAUUAAGGAAAGGAGCUCAGUGGAUUAAUGUUUAUUUCAUGACAAUUGUUAUUGUUCAAUUGUUUAAUUGUUUUAUUGUCAUUAAAUAAUAAUAAAAUUAUCUUAAUGUAACUUGCUUAAUACCUAAUUUUUCAAAGACAUUAAACAUCUUAAUGGAGUUUUAUCUCUUUCUGAGCAGUUUGGUUUA
Molecule: messenger RNA, 3307 nt
Organism: Tachysurus vachellii
Lineage: Eukaryota; Metazoa; Chordata; Actinopteri; Siluriformes; Bagridae
Gene: m1ap
Product: meiosis 1 associated protein
Exons: 9
Coding region: 1-1647 (548 amino acids)
Biological process (GO): meiosis I; male meiosis chromosome separation; spermatogenesis
Source: RefSeq, a predicted model, not a curated record